Messenger RNA from Trematosphaeria pertusa, 1083 nucleotides. RefSeq lists its product as uncharacterized. The coding region runs from base 1 to 1083 and encodes 360 amino acids. The transcript has a single exon. NCBI's taxonomy places the organism in Eukaryota, Fungi, Ascomycota, Dothideomycetes, Pleosporales, Trematosphaeriaceae. The record is from RefSeq and is a predicted model, not a curated record.
AUGCCGCCCGCCUCCGAAUCCGAAUCCGGCCAAUCCAACCCCGUCGAUUCUGAGCAACGGCUCCGCGCAUACGGCGUCUUCGUCGAUACUCAAAACGCUCUUCCCGACGCUCUCAACGAGUAUAUCAACGUCCUCAUCAAGGCUCCACGCGAGCACACGUCGCCUUCGGCCAGGAACAUGGGCAGGAAACAAGGUCGGGCGCGAGCAGGCAGCGAGCAGGCAGGCAUUGAUCUCCUCAAGGACCAUCUGCUGUUCGUCGGGGAGGCAGACGGAGGCAUACCGCUCAUUACCUACCUGCCACAAGUCAACCUAAGCCGAACCUAUCUCCCCGCACCUCCCACCGAAUUGGUCGCGAAAGAGCUGGGUCUUCUCACGCAACCCCGGCCGGAUUCGCUCGUUGGCUACAUCACAUCGACCGAGGCGGAGACAUGCGGUUCGAAAGCUCCAAUAACGCCCGAGCAAGAACGGAUCUUCCUCAAGAAUACGCUGACGUCGAGCGUACAUUUUCCGUUCCUUAGCUGCCAAUGGAAGAGCUCGAAGAAGACCCAAAACGAAGCAAUGCUCCAGGCGGCGCGCGAUGGCUCUACCAUCAGCAACUAUCUCCACGACUUCUUCACCGCAGCCGGCCACGAACCGUCUUUGAUUGACACGAGCCACUUCUCCUUGACGUGCGACAUGAAUACUGUGCACUUGUGGGUGCAUUGGCGGCAGGAGGAGGGAGACGUCAAACACUUCAUGAAGAUUAUCGGCCAAGCCUUCCUGCGCGAUAUCGACGAUGACGGGAACCCACAACUUGUGAAGAUCAGGAAGAUGCUGCGCAACCUACUCGACUACGCCGUAGGUGCCCGGCUUCAAAAGAUCAGGAGCGCAAUACCCGAUCUGGAGGCAAACAAGGCACGAAAACGCAGCCAAUCGCCACGAAAAGGACGGCGCUGUUCCCCAACCAAGUGUGGGUCAGACACCCUCUCGCUUCCGAGUGCCAAAUCCAGCAACAACCUUUUCAACAUGCCGCCACCGCACCUGCCCUCACCGACGCUCAGCGAAACCAAGAAACAGAAGCUAGACCCCGGGGCGCCGGACUAG